AUGCGAGUUCUACCGCAAGGGCUUGGGAAAGCCAAGCCGUCCUUCCUCCUAUUACUGCUUCUGAUUAUCGCCAUCGCCGCUCAAGUAUCUGCUGUGCCAGCGGACGAUGCAACAACGGAUACCACUCAAAGCAUUUCUAGCGUGACUGAGACCACCACAUCUUCAACCACUUCCAGAUCGACGUCAAGUUCUACUACCAGCACCUCCACCUCCUCUUCUUCUACGAGCACAACCAUGGAUACAACUACCGCUUCCUCUUCCUCCUCCACGACGUCCGGCGGCAGUACAACAACAUCAUCCGUCUCCACGACAACGAACUCAUCAACAUCCUCCUCAACCACAACCGGCAGCGCUAUUGUCACGAUACCACCAACAGCCAACGCCCCAUAUAUGCAAGAGAGCAAUGCCCCAGAAGGCACAGUGUUCAUCGCCGUCGGCGCCGCACUAGGACUGAUCGGCCUAACUCUGCUCGCAUGGCGCGCAAUGGUCGCAUGGUCCGUAAACCGCUCAGUGCGACGCGCCGCCGUAAUCCACGCCUCAGAAUCCAAGCGUCUCCUACGCGGCAGCAGAAAGAAGCGAUCAGCCCCCUACCCCGCCGCCCCAGCGGUCGACGUAUCCCUCGACAAACUCGGCGCCGCCACUCGCGCAAGCUACAAGCCCAAACGGGCCCCGAGCGCGAGCAGCGGUCUUUUCUUUUCGCCUACCGCAGGCGGCCCUACUGCAUCGCAUCACAAUCCGAACGCUACAGGAAGCACGGGAAAUCGUGGCUCGACGUACCUGCCUGCUGGAUACUACGCUGCUGCCGGUGGCUCCAACCCCGCGCCAGGUGGAGAGCCCCCAUACUCGCCCACUGCUGGUCUCUCGUCGCCUUCCCUGCCUCCGGCUGGUGUCUACCAUGAUUCGCAUAAUCAGCGCCACUCUUAUGUGGGUGCCUCGACGAGUUCUCUGAACCUGAACCAGGCGCCGCAGGGUCGUGCUCCUAGCGCGUAUCUUGAGGAUUUGUUUGAAAGCCAUGCUCCUCACGGCUCUGAUUCCGGCCAUCGGUAA
Penicillium expansum is the source of this 1047-nucleotide messenger RNA. RefSeq lists its product as uncharacterized. The record is from RefSeq and is a predicted model, not a curated record. NCBI's taxonomy places the organism in Eukaryota, Fungi, Ascomycota, Eurotiomycetes, Eurotiales, Aspergillaceae. The transcript has a single exon. Gene Ontology annotation, cellular component: fungal-type vacuole. Bases 1 to 1047 code for a protein of 348 amino acids.